AUGCCGCAUAUUGGAAACUUCUUUGAGCUAGAAGAAGCCUUUGAAGAUUCGCGCAUGGACCAAGCGCUGAUCGACUUCAUACUGGAGGGUGGAACACCUGCAAAGGAGUUUGUCUACCACGGAGGGUAUUGGUCUGACAAUUUUGCUUGCAUUGUCGGCGGAGCGA
Molecule: messenger RNA, 166 nt
Organism: Perkinsus marinus ATCC 50983
Lineage: Eukaryota; Perkinsozoa; Perkinsida; Perkinsidae
Exons: 1
Source: RefSeq, a predicted model, not a curated record